Ctenopharyngodon idella (grass carp) is the source of this 3551-nucleotide messenger RNA. It is a transcript of the gene ankef1b, whose product is annotated as ankyrin repeat and EF-hand domain containing 1b. The transcript is spliced from 10 exons. Gene Ontology annotation, molecular function: protein binding; calcium ion binding. The record is from RefSeq and is a predicted model, not a curated record. Lineage: Eukaryota; Metazoa; Chordata; Actinopteri; Cypriniformes; Xenocyprididae. Bases 367 to 2628 code for a protein of 753 amino acids.
UGCAGCGCGAGCGGACACGACGAUUCCCGACUUUUACCGAGAGCAGCCGAACGCUUUCCGUUAUGUUUUUGUUAUAAGUUCUUAAAUCCAUUUUGCUGUUUAAAAAACACAGAAAUUACAUAUUCUUUGGUUAAUAAUCAUUUUAAUCUUUAUAAAUAUAAGAAUAUAACUGUAUUUUAGUAGGUAAUUAUUCCUUAAGUAAGAUAAAACUGCUCAUAAUCUCCGUAGGCCAUUCCCUUAGAGCGGUUGCUAAGUGACAAGAAAGGUUCGUUUAUCACAAUACUACCUGUUGACUUUCUUCCAGUUAUACUUCAGUGCAGCUAUUUGUGUAAGUUCUUAAGACCAGGAAAACACUGAGAUUAGAGAAUGGAGAUGACUUCAAACAGCGUGGUGGCGAAAGGCAAUGUGGAGGUCCUCCAGAUCUAUAAACUCCUGCAAUAUGUUCGGGAGAAGAACAAACCACAGAUAAAAAAGAUGGUCCAAAUGGGUGUGUCCAACCUGAUAAAUAUGACUGAGCCCAAACAGGGACUCGGUGCCUUGUAUCAGGCAUCUGUGGACCAUGAUGAAGACCUCGUACAGUUCCUUCUGUCCCUGAAAGCCCAUCCUGACAUACAGGACAAGAAGGGCUGCACACCAGUCAUGCUGGCUGCACAGCUGGGCUACUACAAGAUUCUGUAUCUUUUGAUCAAACAUCAUGCAAAUGUGACACUCACAGAUGAAGAGGGAAAAGGGGUGCUGUUCUACUGUAUCUCUCCAUCUAAAGAACAUGCUCUCUGCCUGCAGAUGGCGCUCAGCAGCAAUGCAAAUGUCAACAAUAUUUCUAACUCAGGGAAGCCACUGCUUGUGUUCGCUUGUGAUAAUGCAAAGGACUGUGAAGACUUAUGCAUAAACAUAUUGGAGAAAGGAGCUGAUCCAAAUGCAGUAGAUCAGGUAACACAAUGCUCUGCGCUCAUGGAGGCCUCUAAGGCUGGUGCUGUGAAGCUUGUCAGAGCCAUUUUACAAAAAGGAGGGAAUCCUAAUUUACUUGAUAAAGAAGGACGGUGCGCUGCCCACUUAGCUGCAGAAGGAGGUUUCCUUGAGGUUUUACAGGUGCUGUCUGCAUACUCUGCUGACAUGGGUAUCAGCACGACAAAGGGUAACACACCAUUGCACGUUGCUGCUGCUGGUGGCUUCAGUGAGUGCUGUAGAUUCCUGGCCCAAAGAGGAUGCAAUCCCAAACUGAAGAAUCUGGAAGGUCUUCUUCCAAGCCAGGUCGCCAAAAACAAUGGCCACAAAGCUGCACUGAAGGAGCUCAAGAAAGCAGAGAAAAUGCAUGUGAAGCUUUCUGCGCCUGACGCCGUAAACCCUAAUGAACUCUGGGCCAUCACCCUUCACGACUGGUCUUGUGAACAUGAGGCAACCUUGCGCAGAGCCUUUGAAAUCGCUGAGGGACUGGAUAAACCUGUUGAAAAAGUUUCUCUGGAGACAUUUGUGUCUUUACUGAAUGUGCAUCGAGCUCCUGUAAGUAACGAGAAUCUGCAAAGGAUCAUCAAGGAACAUGACAAAAACCAUGAAAGUGUCAUCAAUGUAAAUGAGUUUUUCAAAGGCCUCAAGUACCUCCAGAAGGCAUUUGUCAUCUCAUCCUACGCUCCUAAGCCAGCUAAGAAGGAAAAGGGUGGCAAGGAAAAGAAGAGUGCCAAAUCUGCCACGCCAUUCCCCAUAUGCACAAUGCCACCUGAGCUGAUUUGCAGAAGAGAGGACAGUGGACUGCCUUACUACAUGAUCGAGAGCUACCGGCCGUUCGCUGACACCAAGCGUUUCAACCGAGACCGGCCACCAGUUCACCCCAUUGAGAAUGACUCUGCUUGGUAUAUUGAUGAUCCUGAAAAGAUCUAUACCAACAUCAAUUACUGUGUGAAGACUGGAGAUCUAGAUUCUCUUAGCCUGGCAUUUACCCAACAAGUGCCUGUUGAUAUCAAAGAUCAGUUCUUUAAGACGCCGCUCAUGACAGCAUGCUGCUGUGGCAACUACCAAGUAGCCAAAUUCCUCAUUUCACUGGGGGCUGAUGUCAAUGCAGGUGACCAGUUUAACUGGACGCCCCUCCACCAUGCUUGCCAUGGAGGUCACGUAGACAUUAUCAAGAUGCUGGUGCAAUCUGGAGCCGUGGUGGAUGCAGUGGCAAUGAAUGGAGCAACUCCACUCAUGAGAGCUAUUGAAAGCUGUCGAUUCAGCUGUGUAGAGUAUCUCAUCAAAGCUGGAGCCAAAGUCAAGGCAGAAAACAAGAGAGGGCAAAAUUGCUUGGACAUUGCUAUAAAUUAUGGUGAUGCUAGAAUCAUUGCGUUGGUCCUUGCCAAAUCCAGCAUUCUUCCAAAAAAUAAAGACAAUGGGAAAGGAAAUGAAAAGAAACCACAACCAAAUUUGAAGCCAGCUUCAAAACCAGCUUCUUCAUUAAAAGAAAAGAAGGAUAUUCGAUCAGUUUCAGCAGCUGUGAAAAUAGAGCUGAGAGACAACAUCAUAGUUAAGAACCCAAAGUUCACCAUUCGAAGUGGCACCAACAAGUCUGACAUCAGCUUUGUCCCCAAAACCCUUUGGGGAAAACAGAUCACCAACAGUCCACAGCACACUGAGAAGGAGAAGGGAACACUUUGAGGAAAAGAUGACUCUCAAGGACUUCAUACACUUUAACAAGAGCAUCCCAGACCUGAAUGGGAUAGGGCGACUGGGAAGGGAAUAAAUUAAUUAUCUCAGCGCAAUAGCUGAUUUUCAUUCAGAGCUAUUGUCUGUCUUUCGUUUCUGACAAAUUAGUCUUUCCCAGACUUAUUUGACUUUUGUCAGUUGAGCAAAAAUGAAAGAUAGAUACAGAAGGACCACAGAAAAAUCCUAUAAAUCCCCCUUUUUUUGACACUGGAUAAAAAUAACCUUUCAUAGUCAGUCAUUGAGAUGCACAGUGGUUACCUUACUGUGCUGCCAUUUGGAUUAUUGCUAUACAAACCCCUGACCGAGAGCACCACCUGCUCUAUAAGCCAUUUUCCUUUACGCUUCUCCUGUGACUUUGGCUUUAAUCACCAGCCCCCACUGAACACAGGAAAAGGAGAUGACAGUCAUAAAUUUUAAGGUAACACAUUAAUCAGUGUAGGUGAUUGUGUAAUUUUAAUUGACACAUGCUGGCCAGUAGGGGGUGGUCAGACACAAUAAUACAAUUAUAUAAUACAGUUUUUCACAAUUGCUAAGACACUAAACCUUAUUCUCUGAAACAAAAGGCCUAAACCUAUUUGUCGAAAAACAAAAAUUACCCACUAAAACACAUUUUGGUACUAUUUUCACAAGUAAGGUGUACAUUUUCAAAGCUCUUAGUACAAAAAUACAAACUGAUCACACACAGCUAGUCAUUCUUUCAAAACCUGAUCCUAUGCUUUCAUUACAGUUAUACACAGUUUUCAGUCCACAUAAUUAUUGUUUCAAACACAAGAUUAUUAUAAUAUGUAAAGAGAACAUUUAGUUUAAUCACCGAAACACAACAGUAUGAUCUUCUUUCAGUUUAGUACUUUUAACAAUGUUCAUUUAAAAGCAAA